AUGCGUCUGAUCGGCUUGUUUUGCUUGUUUUCAACAUGCUCGACGUUCGUAGUCCUUCCCUACAUCCAAAUCGACUUUGCUCACAUGUACAGGGUGGCGCAGUGCAAAGCGAAAUGCGCUGAGAAGGUGAGCAAAAUUUCAAUCAAAUCUAGUCAAAUUUUGAAUCUUUAGUACGGUAAGCCCGCUAAACGAGAUCUUCUUGACGGUUCUCAAGAAGAAUUUUUUGACGUCACUUCUGAAGACAACGUCAAAGUGAGUUGAAAUUUGAAGCAUAACUUUCAAAAAAAAAUUUUGAAGUGCGAACUGGGCUGCCAGCAUUACAUCCGAGGAUACAAGAAGUCGAACCUGACUGGAUCCACUCUGCAAGGCGCCAAGUUCUGGGUCGAGAGCAGCGCUCAUACAGGUAAAAUAUCACUUUUAGCAGAAAAAUCACGGAUAAAUCUAGAUUAACUAUCAAGGAAUUUUGAACUUCCAUCGCGAGAAUUCGCAAAAAAUGUCUGAAUAAAAAAAUAUUUCAAGUUGUUUUCAGAACGACUUCCUUGAAUGGAAAGGUUUACGUAAGAAAUAAUCAUAAAAUGUUUCUUUUUUUCUAUUUUCCCAGCUUUUUUAAGAUUCAAGCUUCUCAGGGCUUUAAAAACCCAUGCAAAUGUCAUUGACAGUUCAUUUCAUUUUUUUUUACUUCUCUCAAAAAAAAAUUCAGGAAGAGUUGGAUCUUCUCCGAUUUCGAGCGUGGAACUCCUGUGCCAAAGCCCCUCGACUACUUAUGAAAUGCUGGACACUUAUGAAGGCAUCAUCGGACUUUCGAGAACGCGAUCCUCGGGCCCCGUUCAGUUUGUCGUCCAGUGGAAACAAAGGACUUACGCCCUUGGCUACUACGACGAAAGCCAGUGGAUCACUGCCUCGGUUAGUUUUCUAAGUCUUCGCUUUCUUGACGAUUCUAAUUAAAGGUGACAGUAAACAUAUGAAAAUUAUCUUUCUGUAGGUAGAAUAAAAUGUUGAUGGCCUGAAAAAUGAGUCAUGAUUCGAUUAUGAUACGAACAAAAAAAGUAAAAAAAGUUGAGUUUCAACUGGAUUUCAUGGAAAAAUUCAAUAAAGAUUUCAACUAUACUCUUAGCUACAAUCUUUUUAUUUAUUGUUCAGUAUUUUUGUAACUUAUUUGCGCUUUCACGAAACGAUUGAUAUAAUACUGUUAAACUUUAUAAGCCUCAAAAACUUUUCAGAAAAAAAAAUUCUGAACCUUAUUUUUUCAGUCCGAGCCAGACACCCUGAUCAAAGUGGAAGGCCUGAUCCCCGGAGUUCAAUACAAGUUCAUGAUCUCUGUGAUCGGACCAGCCGGCAAGCUGGGAGAAACGAUUUCAAGCGAAUGGGCCGAGAUCACGUCAACUGUAGCCCUCAAAGCGCCUGGCGGUCCUCUCGUCGUGAAAAACGGAUACAAUUCGGAACAAGGCGUCAUCGCUCACGUCCAUUUUCCGAGGUGAACAUAUGUAUCUAAUUUGAUUGAUCUGGGGGUAAUUAAAAGUGUUUCCGUCGGCGCCCUCGAACCGGCCAAAGUCAAAGUCAACAAUUAAGUAUUCAGAACCGCCUACGAUAGCUGUCACUAUCGCCUGUACGUGCGCAACGAGACCGGCACUGUUGAAAGGGACAUCACCGUGGUUCGUUAGCACCUCUACUAAUUGGACUAUAGUUAUUUGUUACAGGAUCCGACGGUCCCGAUCUUGUUGCCUGACCUGGAGUUUGACUCCACUUACACUGUUUCUUUGGCGGCCCUCUCAACUGAUGGCAAAACGACUUCCUCUGUUAUUGCCUCCCGAUUCAACUCCUUCCAGUGCCGCCAAGUCUACGGAAAAGGCAGCAUCCAUUGCGGUUGGUUAUUUUUCGUGAAAAUGAAAGACGUUUCGUUCAAAUCAACCAUGAGUUUGUCAAAAUUUUUUUGAAGCUUCAGGUGAAAAUUCAAAUACUUGCUACCUGGACAAGUUUCUGAUUUUUGAGAUUUCGAUCUUUCAAAAUUUACGGACAGAGCUUCAAUAAAGAGUUUCUAGACUAAUAGCUUAUGUCAAAUAUCACAAAGUUGAAUUAUAAAAUAUAAAUAUUUGAGAAACUAAUAAAAAAAUGUUUAGCUCCCGAUCCAGUGACUGACAUCAAAGUUGCUCUGCGGCCAAACGGAACGGCCCUUAUUUCUUGGACUCCUUCAGCUGAAGUCGAUGUCAUCCUGACCUACCAAGUCACUCAUCAAGCCAUCAGCGGACCAUGCAGCCAGAAACCUGUUUCUGUGUAUCUUAGCGCGGUUCGUUUUUAACUGGAUAUCGUUUUUGAUAAUUACGGAAAGAUUCAAAAUUUUUUGCAAUUUUGUACUAUCGGAUUCUUUGUUUUUAAAUCACUAUGUGUGUUCACAUCACAAAGGUUGUAUAAUUUUCCAUGAAAUUCAGAAAUUGAAAAAAAAGAUUUUUUUAAGAUGACUAUGUAGAAGCAUGCGCACUGUGCUUCAUAAUUUCUACUUGUAUCGAAUAAAUUCCAAAAAUUUGUUAGAAAACUUUUUUGAGCGAAUUCCACUUCCAUUUUCCAAUAGCGACCAAAUAAACUCAGUUCAACAUUUUCCUUUUUUCAGACUUCAACUCAACACGAACUUCUGCUCCCACGGUACGAUGAGUGCCAGUUCUUAGUCCGAAUCAUCAACUACGACGCGAUUGGACGAGAAGCUCAGGCAGAAACGCAAAUCAGCGUCGACCGUCCUCUUUCCCUAUCAUCUCAAACAAUUUUCCAGUUCCCUCUUGUAGCAAUUACCAUUGUAGCAUGUCUUGUCAUUCUUUGCAUUGGAUUCAUUCUUUGUUGCCAUUGUCGCUGUUCAGAAAAAUGUCCUGCACGCAUUUCCGAAAAACACUCGAAGGUCUCAGCUUAUCCUUGA
Molecule: messenger RNA, 2902 nt
Organism: Caenorhabditis auriculariae
Lineage: Eukaryota; Metazoa; Nematoda; Chromadorea; Rhabditida; Rhabditidae
Source: the annotation of a GenBank genome assembly